GUCCCUUUAAAAAAAAAAUCGCUUCAAAUGGUACUUGCGUUGUGUUCUCUAAAGGUCAGUAUUUUGGAUUGUCUGCCUAAAUUCUGAGUCGCUGCGCUUGUUUGCUAGAAUUGGGGUUGCAGUGCUGUUUUGCUUGAAGACAUUUGGAGACCACCAUGAUCUUCCUAACUCCAACUUCUGAUGAAGAAUCGCUUGAAAUCGACUGGCUUUGGAAUCACUUCAAAUUCAGGUUACAAAGCGCAAUAGCUUGUUCCAGUACGCUAACAAACUUUUGCUGAACGAAAAAGCUAACUGGGUGCAUCUGAAGGAGUUUGCCCGUAAAAAUGCUGCCAAUGCUCUUUCUAUGGCCAACAUGGUCAUGGGCAUGGCCUCAAUUCUCUGCAGUCUCAGUGGGCAUCAUCAUGCCGCAUGCUGGCUGGUUCUGAUCGGUUACCUGUUGGAUUUGGCAGAUGGAGCUGUUGCUAGGCAACUGGAUGCAUGUUCUGCAUUGGGUGCAAAGUUGGAUGAUUUUGCUGAUUUUACAACAUUUGGAAUAGCGACAUCAUUGCUUUUACGGACGCCCAGUCUGCUAGACAAUAUCCUGUGCAUUGUCUACGUGCUGUCUGUCUUUGUGCGUCUCUGCUUCUUUUCUAGUGGAAUUCCCUUUAUGUACCGUGGUCUACCAUGCACCUACUCAUCUGCAAUGCUAGCUUGCGUUUCCCUGCUAACUGGUGAAAAUAUGGCAGUACUGAGAAUAAUAGCAGUGGCUAUGAUUCUUUUCAUGGUGAGCCAGAACUUCUACCCACAUGACCGAGUGCUGGAGUCUCAAGCCUGGAAGAAAGUGGUCUACGUCGGAGGAAUUGCCAUGGUCUUUUGUUCCUCCUUCCCUUCAGCAUGUGUUUACUACUUGUUAUGGUUAGUUUCCUACAUACUGUUUCCAAAAGCCCUGUGGAGCUCUAAAGUGUGAAGAAGCAAUGGCCUGGAAGAUUUCUUCCCGACGGCUCUUCCCAACCGGAGAAGGCCUGUGCAGCUUGUUGGAAUCCUACUGCUUCUUGUGAUCGAAUCAUAUCGAUCAUUUUAAAGUAUUUUAAGUCAUUUUAAAUCAAACUAAAUCAUUUAGCUUUUGGGAUGAUAAACCUUUUAUGCCCAGAUAAACUGAUGAAAUCUUCCCGAUCCGGGAGAGUUACGAAAACUUUGAUUAGAUGCUUUAAUCACUAUGGGAGGAAAGAGAAAUGGCCUCUGCAUUGCACAUAUUAUCGUGUGUUUUAUUGAUCCGAAUAAUAGUUUGUCAGUGGUUGACCGAGAUGUAAGGAUAUGGGUGGUGCUUAUUUCGUCUGCACUGAUCCAAAACUGAAGAAGCAAGUGGCAGGAGGGGUUUUGGCAAAUUUGCUGUGGGAUUUAUAAUUGUAGAACUGCUUCUAUUUGGUGGUGGUUGUUAAGGAAGUAGAUUUGAAGUUUUUUUUUUUCAUGUGUAAUACUGAUAUUUUCAUUUUGUGUUUACUGAUUAAAACACUUAUAUAACACUGGUAUAUCUAAAACUUAAAAAUAAUUAAAAUAUAUUAGCUUUUUUAAGUAAAUUACAUUUCAAAAAAAUGAACUUGGUUGGAGUCAGUUUUACUAAAUAAUUUCUUGUUCACUUUACUUAACAAACACAAGUAACGGCAUAUGAUUAAUUUAACUUAGUAAUUUCAACAAAAGACUGUGUCUUGUCAGCUUUACUCCAAAAUUAUUUGUUCAGCCAAUAAAGCACUGUUGCGUAAAAGUAACAGAUUAAUAAAACCAAUACAGACUUGCAUCUCAUUGGCUGAUGAUGCUGCAGUGUUAUGGGUAAAUUGUUGUUCUGGCAGAAUUGUUGUACCCUCUUGCAAAAGUGUAGCACGAUUAGAUAGGUACCUGAGUAAUAAGUGGCCAAGUAUUAGUUAAUUAACUUGUUCUGAUAUAUUUUAGAACAAAACAAACCAACAAAUGGUUUGAAAUGUUACAUUGCAUUUCAAAUAUGUUUGUGAUAUGUUUGAUAAACUAUAAUUAAAUAAAGGUUGUAUUGAGCAGCUGCACUCUGAUUGAUUGAUUCGUUGUUAUGGAGUUAUUAAAUCAUAAUUUUUUUUCAUCAAUUAAAUGUUUCAUAAUGGUGACUUUACUAGGAUUUCUUUAGUCCAUGUAACAUUUAAAUUGUCAAUUUUACACAAACUUUUUUAGUAAAUACAACUUAAAUUUUAUUUGUUGACAUUACUUAACAAAGCUAUGUGGAACCCACUUGACGAAGGUUUUUUAAGUAAAUCCAACUUUUUAUUUUUUUGAGUGAACUGUAAUAAUUAGAAUUAUUUAUUUUUAAAAAAGGAACGUUUAAUUGUUAAAAAAGGGAUUUGCAUCUUACUGAUCUGUGCAGUUAUGUGUAAAGGAAACUACAGUAUGUCUAAGAUACGGUUAUCAUCAUGAUUAUUUAGUGCCUGGUUAAUAUUUGACCAUGAUAAAAAAAACUGUAUGUCUCAUAUUGUAUUUGAUAAGCCUUCAAAACAAAUACCAAUUAACAAUGUUAGGAAUGGUGGGUUUGACAAAAAAAGUUUACUUCCCACCAAAGGAUUUUGUUGAAGUGUACAGUAUGUGCAUGUUGGCCUCUGUUUUAAGGGGUCCUGCUUUCUACAGUAUCCCUAAAUAAUUGCUAAUGUUUAAAGAGUGAAAUUUAUUUUGAUUUGCUAUGUACACUUGGGUGUAUGGGUUUAAUAGGAAAACAGAACCUUGAAAUGUAACCAUGUUAAGACAUCACUUUGUGUUGGUUGAUUUAAAUUAAAAUUUAGUGGUGUUUUGUCUUGUG
Paramisgurnus dabryanus is the source of this 2791-nucleotide messenger RNA. RefSeq names its product transmembrane protein 269-like. Lineage: Eukaryota; Metazoa; Chordata; Actinopteri; Cypriniformes; Cobitidae. Gene Ontology annotation, molecular function: phosphotransferase activity, for other substituted phosphate groups. The record is from RefSeq and is a predicted model, not a curated record. Gene Ontology annotation, cellular component: membrane. Gene Ontology annotation, biological process: phospholipid biosynthetic process.